Molecule: messenger RNA, 339 nt
Organism: Eimeria tenella
Lineage: Eukaryota; Apicomplexa; Conoidasida; Eucoccidiorida; Eimeriidae
Exons: 2
Coding region: 1-339 (112 amino acids)
Source: RefSeq, a predicted model, not a curated record
AUGGGAGGGGCCCCCAAAGCCCCUGCAGCAAGGGCUUCAGGUGUACAGACACCGGGAACGGCCCCGAAGGGCUGCUGCAGCGGUGAAUCAAAAGCUGAGGAGGCUUUUAUCGUGGAGGCCAAGACAAGCCCUCCAGCGGGAGCAGCAGCAGAUGCUGCUGCUUUUGCUGCUGCUGCUGCUGAUUCACUGCAGCAGCCGCUGCUAUUGCUCGGUGAAGCAGCAGUUGCAGCUGCUGCUGCUAGUGAGUCGGCUGCUGCUGCGGUGAAAGGAGCAGCAGCUGCAGCAGAAGCAGAAGCAACGGGAGCAGUAGGUCCGAGGCUGCUCCCAGUGACCUUCUAA